GGGCGGCCGCUGGGCGCAUGUGCACCGGGAGGGUUAAAAACGUCAAUAGGAUAAUAUGCCGUUCGCAGCAGUGCACAUCAGCAGCGUCUUUCCGACUUUCCCGUCGGUUUUUAGUAGUGCGGAAAACGAAUAAAAAUCCACGGGGAAAACAAAAUUGCGGCAUUCAUUGACGACAUCGACGGCACCGCCAUGGUGGAACCGGAAGUCGAAGACGUGGCCUUUUUGACGGCCAUCAACCAUUAUAGAGAUAAUCAGGACAUGAUGCACAAGUCUGGGAUAUACGAGCACACGGCCGUCACGGCGUGUUCGCGGAGAACAGCAUUGAUCAUGGCCGGCACUACUCUGUUCCUCAUGUUUCUGUGUUCGGUGAUCAUCGCCUACGCCGGACCUCAAAACGAUUGUCCGUGUAUUGGUGAAAAGCCAGUCUUUUUACCUGACGAUGACGGAGUCAAUAGAUCUCGAUCAAUUAUACCGAUCGCUACCAACGGCGACAUAUUUCCAUGGAACAACGUGCGUUUGCCAACAUUUGCUAGACCUUAUAGUUACCACAUUAGAAUACAUCCAAAUCUAACCAGCUUAGAUGUAAAAGGCCAAGUAUUAAUUAACUUCAGACUCGUUCGAGAUUCUGACUACAUAGUCUUUCAUAGUAAAAAUCUUACCAUAGUUGAAAAACGUGUAGUGAAUGCUGACAAUCACGAAAAGAUUUACGAAGUGUCCAGAAUGUUGGAAUACUCUGCUGGCCAACAAAUACUAUUGGAGUUUGAAGAAACGUUGUCAGCCGACCACAAUUACACGCUGAUUAUAAAAUACACGACCCGGUUGAGCAGAGAGUUGGAAGGUUUUUACAUAAGUAGUUACACAACGAGCAAAGGUGAAAGAAGAUAUUUGGCAACGACUCAUUUCGAACCGACGUACGCUCGUUCAGCGUUUCCGUGCUUCGACGAGCCCCAGUUCAAAGCUAAAUUUCGGAUGUCGAUCUUGAGGAACAGAUUUCACAUAGCACUGUUCAACAUGCCGAUCAAAGAGUCCAUGGACGACGGGCUGUACAUGGGAGUUGGACUGAUGCGCGACGACUUUGAAGAGUCUGUAGAAAUGAGUACCUACCUCGUGGCAUUUGUUGUUUGCGAUUAUCAAUACGUACACGCGCAAACCUUACAAGGAGUCGCUGUGCGAGUUUACGCUCCGCCUGAAUUGUUAUCCCAGACUUCGUUCGCUCUGAGUACUGCCACUAAAGUCAUGGACCAUUAUUCGGAUUUCUUCGGAGUUCCGUAUCCACUACCGAAACAAGACCUAAUCGCCAUACCGGAUUUUGGCGCCGGAGCAAUGGAAAAUUGGGGCUUGAUCACGUACAGGGAGACUUCAAUACUUUACGACGAGAAAGAAACUUCAGCGGUCGCCCAUCAGUGGGUGGCCGUGGUGGUGGCCCACGAAUUGGCGCACCAAUGGUUCGGUAACUUGGUGACGAUGUGUUGGUGGAACGACUUAUGGCUGAACGAAGGUUUCGCCAGUUUCUUGGAAUACCGCGGAGUUGACCACGUGAUGCCUGGGUGGUCGAUGAUGGCUCAGUUCGUGUUGGACAAGACCCAGCAAGGAUUGAAACUCGACGCGUUGUCGACCUCGCAUCCGAUCAGUGUUAGUGUACACGAUCCGGUAGAAAUCGAGGCCAUAUUCGAUUCCAUAUCGUACAGCAAAGGAGCAGCGAUCUUAUACAUGUUAGAAAAAUUUCUCGGUCUGGAAACCUUAAGGAGCGGACUGAAUGAUUACUUGAAUACACACAAGUACGGAAAUGCAGAUACUACAGACCUGUGGAGCGUGCUGAGCCUACAUGCUAAAAAUACUGUACAAGUCAGAUACAUAAUGGAUACAUGGACCUGUCAGAUGGGUUUCCCGGUGAUCAAGAUAAGCAGAGAAAACAGUUCGUCUUCGAACAACGCGGUCUCGUUCACGGCAAUGCAAAGUCGGUUCCUUUUAACCUCAGAAAUCGCCAGUAAGGUAAAGAAUCGAGCCGCACCGUCUCAGUACGAUUACAAGUGGUACGUACCACUGAGUUUUUACACGGACAUUACAAGUUAUCGUGAACAAGAAGUUGUCUGGAUGAACAUGACUGAUGUGAGAUUCGAGGUUGAUCCGAAGGUACGGUGGUUGAAAGCCAACGUCAAUCAGUCAGGAUUUUACCGUGUUAAUUACGAUGAUGGGUUAUGGAACGAAAUAAUUGGACAACUUCAAUUAAACCAUGAGGUGUUCAGUGCAGCAGACAGGGCUUCUUUGAUAGAUGAUAUAUUUACUUUAUGUAGAGCGGGAAUACUCAACGUGACUGUCCCUUUAGAACUGUCCAAAUAUUUGUAUAAAGAAAGAGAUUUUGUUCCAUGGGCGACAGCUCUCGAACAUUUUGAAAACUGGAGCAAGUUCUUAUCAGAAUCGUCACCAUACAAACUGUUUUUGGACUAUACGAAGAGUCUUCUUGGACCUGUUGCUCGAUCCGUUGGAUGGGACGACCAAGGAACUCAUUUGGAAAAAUUAAUGCGAUCACAGAUUUUGUCUGCGGCUAUAAUAUAUGGAAUAGAAGAUGUGGUAAAAGAAGCGAAAAAUAGAUUUGAGGAAUGGAUGUAUGAAAACAAACGUGUACCACCAAACUUGAGAGAAGUCAUUUACUUGGCAGGUAUCAUAUAUGGAGACGUCAAAGAAUGGAAUUUUUGUUGGGAUAAAUACAAUCAAAGUCGUGUUCCAAGCGAACGUCAAUUACUCCUUACAGUACUUGGUGCUUCUAAUGAUCCUUGGUUACUUCAAAAACUUCUGUCAACCACACUAGACAGCACAAAAGUUAAAGCACAGGACGUAAAAAUGGUUUUUGGCGUGGUGGCUUCACAAGGAUCACAAGGUCAGCUGCUGGCAUGGCGUCAUCUGAAAGCUAACUGGGAUAAUCUUCAAACACUUUUUGGAAAUGGAACUUUCACAUUGGGAGGUCUAAUUACAGCGGUUACAUCUCAUUUUGCAACUGAGUACGAUUUCAAAGAAGUAUCUGAUUUCUUCCGUUAUAUAGAUGUUGGUUCAGGAACCAGAGCUUUGGAACAAAGUUUGGAAAUGAUACAACUCAAUGUGCAUUGGGUUAAUAAUAAUGAGGCCCAAAUAUAUGAUUGGCUAGUGAAAAACUCAAAAACAAAGAACAUUAAAAACUGAAAAAUGAUUACAGUGUAACAUAGUGUGUAUUUUUGAAGUAUUAAGCCAAGCAAAUUCGUAAGACUGAUAUGAGAAAAAUGAGUUUAAAAAAUAAAUUUGAAAUAAAUUAUUUCAAAUCAAUUUUUUAAUUUAAAGGAUUAAAAUAUUUUGAGUAUGAAAACAAAACAUUAAAAUGAUACAUUGAUACUUAAUUUAAUACAUUAAUUAUUUAAAUUUGCUUCCCAAACCAAUAGUUGUAAAAUUAAUUUAACCUUUUCAAAUUUCUACCAAUGUGUAUACAUAAAAUAUUAUGCUUUUAAACUUU
Metopolophium dirhodum (rose-grain aphid) is the source of this 3481-nucleotide messenger RNA. Its product is annotated as endoplasmic reticulum aminopeptidase 1-like. Bases 190 to 3177 code for a protein of 995 amino acids. The transcript is spliced from 14 exons. Gene Ontology annotation, molecular function: zinc ion binding; peptide binding; metalloaminopeptidase activity. Lineage: Eukaryota; Metazoa; Arthropoda; Insecta; Hemiptera; Aphididae. Gene Ontology annotation, cellular component: cytoplasm. Gene Ontology annotation, biological process: proteolysis; peptide catabolic process. The record is from RefSeq and is a predicted model, not a curated record.